Saccostrea cuccullata (small rock oyster) is the source of this 783-nucleotide messenger RNA. Its product is annotated as heat shock 70 kDa protein 12A-like. The record is from RefSeq and is a predicted model, not a curated record. NCBI's taxonomy places the organism in Eukaryota, Metazoa, Mollusca, Bivalvia, Ostreida, Ostreidae. The coding region runs from base 1 to 783 and encodes 260 amino acids. The transcript has a single exon.
AUGAGAUUAACGAACAAAAUAAAAACAUUUAGCAGUGCUAAGUUGCGUAUUAGUGAAAACUUCUUAAUUGAGAAAGUGUUUCAUGGUCCAAUAGAAGAUGUGACUGGUCAUUUGAAGGACCUUUAUAUCAGAGAAGAGAUAACUGAUCAUAUUAAUAUCAUUUUACUCGUGGGCGAUUUCUCUGAAUGUCCCUUGUUGGAAAAAGCAAUCAGGAGUCAAUUUCCAAACAGAAAAGUUAUCAAUCCUCAAGAGGGAAGUGUCGCGGUGAUGAAAGGUGCUGUUCUGUUUGGACAUAGUCCGGAGAAUUUGAUGAGGAAAUCGGGGCUAGAAAUCUGUACAGAGAGCACACGUAUCACACGAAAAAGCAGUGCAUAUUAUGGCGUCGCCACUGAUGUCCCUUUUAUUGAAGGUGAACAUCUACCAUUGUACAGAUCCGUGAACCAAGCCGGGAAUAUAGUGUGUACCGACGUGUUCAAAUGUUUGAUAAGUAAAAACCAAGAACUGGUAAUAGGGGAAACUUGUAUAGAGAUGGAGUUUAAUUCCCCAAAUUUCCAAGAAGCAAACAUUGAGAUUUAUCGCGCCAACAGAGAGGUUCAGUACUGCACUGAAAAAGAUUGUACGAUGAUUGGGCGCAUUCUUGCUGGUUUUUCCGAUUGUUGCCAUCAUUUUGAAAGGAGACCACUGAAAAUACAGCUACAAUUUGGGUUAACAGAGAAAAAAGCUAUCGCUAUAGAUCUCACGACGAACAAAUCCUGGGAAGUGAAACUCGACUGCCUUCUCUGA